Messenger RNA from Talpa occidentalis (Iberian mole), 1530 nucleotides. RefSeq names its product calpain-9-like. The transcript has 15 exons. Gene Ontology annotation, biological process: proteolysis. NCBI's taxonomy places the organism in Eukaryota, Metazoa, Chordata, Mammalia, Eulipotyphla, Talpidae. Gene Ontology annotation, cellular component: cytoplasm. The record is from RefSeq and is a predicted model, not a curated record. Gene Ontology annotation, molecular function: calcium-dependent cysteine-type endopeptidase activity.
AUGCCUAACCUCUCCCAAGCCCCAGCUCCCAAGGACGCUCGCAUCAUCCAUUCCUCAGGCCAGAGCUUCGAGCAGUUGAGGCAGGAGUGCCUGCGGAAGGGCACGCUGUUUGAGGACCCAGACUUCCCUGCCAACAGCUCCUCUCUCUAUGGCAGCAAGGAGCCUGAGGAGCCCAAGAGCCCCAUCAUGUGGAAACGGCCAGGGGAAAUAGUGAAAAACCCAGAAUUCAUUCUCGAAGGGGCCACCAGGACUGACAUCUGCCAAGGGGAGCUUGGUGACUGCUGGCUGUUAGCCGUCUUUGCCUCCCUGACGCUCAACAAGAAAGCGCUGGCCAGAGUGGUCCCCCAGGGCCAAAACUUUGACUCUGGUUAUGCUGGGAUCUUCCAUUUCCGGUUCUGGCAACACAGCGAGUGGGUAGACGUGGUGAUUGAUGACCGGCUGCCCACCUCCAGUGACAGCUUGAUCUACCUCCGCUCAACUGACAACAACGAGUUCUGGGGCGCCCUGCUGGAGAAAGCCUAUGCCAAGUUCAAAGGGAGGAGCUACAAGGCACUGGAUGGGGGCAGCAUCAUCGAGGCCAUGGAGCACUUAACUGGGGGUGUAGCCAAGACCUUCACAAUCAAAAAGGCUCCAGAGAACUACUGUGAGAUUCUAGAGAAGACCUUGAAGCGGGGCUCUCUGGUGGUCUGCACCACCGAGGCCAUCAGUAGUGCAGAGUCCGAAGCGUGGACACUUUUUGGACUCAAUGAGAAUCAUUCCUACACUGUGACGGGAAUUGAUCAGGUAAACUUCCGAGGCCAGAAAACUGAGCUGAUCAGAGUCCGGGACCCUUGGGGCGAGAGUGAGUGGAAAGGGCCCUGGAGCUACAGGAUGGCAUCUGCGGACUUCAAGGCCCAUUUUGACCAAGUUGAGAUCUGCUGCCUCACUCCUGAUGCCCUAGAGGAGGAAGCCCUCCGCAAGUGGUAAGUGACGGUCCACCAAGGAAGCUGGGUGCCGGGCUCCACAACUGGAGGCUCCCGCGAAUCCCUGAGUUGGGACAUGGAUGGAAAUGUAGACAUUGCCCUUCCUGAGCCUCAGCAGCCAACUUCCCCUGCUCGGGAGACAGAGGAGGAGCAGCAGUUCCGGGCCCUGUUUGAACAAAUCACUGGUGAGGACAUGGAGAUGUCAGCAGAAGAACUCAAAUAUGUUUUAGAUGCUGUGCUGCAAAAGAAUAAGGACAUUCAUUUUAAAAAGCUAAGUCUGAUUUCCUGUAAAAACAUCCUUUUUCUAAUGGACAUCAGCGGCAACAGGAAGCUGGAGUUUGAUGAAUUCAAAGUGUUCUGGGACAAACUGAAGAAGUGGAUGUACAACCUUUUCCGUCGAUUCAACACUGACAAAUCCGGCCCCAUGUCCUCCUAGGAGCUGUGGACCGCCCUGAAAGCCGCAGGUAACCAAGCAUCUGGAAAGUUCGUCAGCUUUCAGGUCUACAGGGACAGAAUUUACAAAAUCAGGACCAUUUGGAUCCUAUGUGAGGGAGAAGACAAGAGAUGA